UGGAUGGCCUCUACCGUCCGGGAGAAGGAUAUCAAAAAGCUUCAGGAGGCCGGGUAUCUGGCCAAGAAAAUCGGCCAUCGUCUCUCGACGGUGGGACAGAUCAUCUCUACCCCGGAACCCCACGAGAGGGUUGUAUUCCUCCCUCACUUUGUCCGCGGGCUAGGGUUUCCCCUUCACCCGUUCGUUCGUGGCAUCAUGUAUUAUUAUGGGAUCGAUCUUCACGAUCUGUCCCCUAACUCCUUCCUCAACAUCUCGACAUUUAUUGUCGUGUGCGAGGCCUUUCUCCGCAUCUCGCCACAUUUCGGCUUAUGGCUGAAGAUUUUUAAUGUGAAGCCCAAGGUAGUGGGCGGCGAGCACGCCGAGUGCGGUGGCGCCAUGGUGAGCAAGAUGCCCAACGUUACAUGGCCAACAGGCACUUUUAACGAUUCCGUCAAGGAGUGGCAACAACAGUGGUUUUACAUCACCGAGCCGCGCGGCACGGAAUGGGCUGCUACUCCCGAGUUUCUAUCCGGUGCCCCCCUGCGGCUUACAUCCUGGGUCAAGAAGGGCCUGAACUGGUCCUCGUCUGACGAAUUGUCAGUGCUCCAGAUGCGUGUCAAAGAUAUGGGAGACAAGAACAUUGGACUCGUCAAUGUGGUCCAGGUGAUGUUAGUUCGCCAGAUCCUGCCUUGUCAGCACCGGACUUGCAAUCUAUGGGAAUUCGAUCCGGCCAGGCACCAAACCUUGCGAGAACUUUUCGGCUCCUCGCACAAGGACAUCUGGAAGGUGCUUUUUAAGUCCAGCAAAUCAUGGCCAGACUCCGCCGAGGACCGCGGGUACCAACUGUCCCGCUCUGCAAGUUCGGUAAGUCAUGAAACUUUUUAUCCGCGUAACCCAAAGGAAGCGCUUAACGUGUCUUAUACAACUCUCCCAGGGCUGGACGAAGAAGGCGGAGUGGAUCCAUUGUCCGGCCCCGCUGCCUGAAGAACCGGCCGUCCCACUUCUGACGAAGAUGCUGGUCCCGGCGCCUUACAGGGUGCCGAAGAAGAUGGCCGAGAAGGAGGCCAAGAAGACCCGGGGCGGCCUUCGUCGCCGCGGCACUUCGGACACAAUAUCCGAAGGCUCUGAUGCCCAUUCCGCCUCCGAGGAGGAGGAAGAUGAAUCCCCUGCGGGGGGAAGAAAGAAGAGGACGGCCUCCGUACACUUGGAGGCCGAGCCGCCCAAAAGGGGAAAGGCUCCUCUUCCGGAGGAGUCCACUGCCGCCGCCGACAGCGGCCCGGCGUGGGAUCCCAGGGCCCAGCCCCUAGUGAACUCGUAAGUAUAUAAAAUCCGAGUACGUUUAUGCGUACAGACUCAUCAUGACAUAGUAGCCGUAUUUUUUUUGUAGUCCAGCGAGGUCCCGUACCAAACAAUCCUCAUCAGAGGAUUCGCUGAGCUCGGAUGCUAUGGAGAGCGGGACGCCCCCAAAGGCCCCUUCCUCCAAACAGGUGAAUACCACCGAGGCUUCGUCCCAGAGGGACCCCGGCCAAGGAGGGGAGGAAAAGACCGUGAAAGCGGAGCCUGGAGGUCAAACUUCAAGGGUCAAACACAUGGGGGAGCAAGUUCCCAUGGGAGCUGACGGCGGGGCCAUCUUGAAUUCGGCUCCCAGCCGGAUACAGCUCCGGAGACCAAUACGGCUCCAGAAUCAGGCAGGCAGCCUCUCUCAGCUGGAGGGGGUAUACCGGCAACCUCUGCCCAACCAGAGGUGUCGGAUGCCUUGUUGGUGGCGCUGAAGAGCGCCUCCAUCAUCGACGAACACUGUGCCCUUAUGGGUGUGGUGAUUGAGAAGAUUCAGUCUGCUGAGAGUGGACUGAAUGGAGCCUGUAUCAGCCUUAUAAAAGGUUUUGAGGCGUCUGUAGCGGCUGCUGCCUCCCAUACCGCGGAAGUCUCCGGACUGAAUCAAAGUCUGGAGCGGGCCGAAGAAGAACUUGGCCAGUUGAAAAUGCAGUUGGGAGAGAAACAAGGUAUGCACCAGUCUUGUUCGCAUGUGGUGCGAUCAACUUUCUAGUAUGAUAAAAUAUGUUCCCUGAUUUUCUCUAGGGAUGAUGACCGAAGUCGAGGCUCUUAAGAAAGUUGUGGCCGAGGCCGAGGAAAAGGCAGCCACAGAGCAGGCCCUCCGUGAGAAGCACGAGGCCAGGGUUAUUAAAGCUGAGCAGGAACUACAAGAGGCCGUGAAGAAAUGCGAGACCUUGGAGCAGAGUUUAACGGAGAAAGAAUCCGAACUCACCAAGGCGCAUCAGGCCACGAGCGAUGCCCGGGGGGAAACCCAAAGCGCCCUGCAGGGGAUCCAAGAGGCGAGGAAGAUUUCCGUGGGUAAGGCGUUUUCCUUGUAAAGCAAGUUUUUUGAGGAGAAGAUUAUGUUUCUAAUAUUGAAUUCGGAUUUCUCCAGGGGUGUUUGCGGAGCUGCCCCGCAGCAUAGCGGAUGCCGCCCAAUUCUACCGGGCCGAAGAAAGGAACACUGCGGAUAAGCUCUUCUGGUCGCAGUAUUUGGCACCGAAUUAUCCGGUGCCUUUUGCCGAUCAACUGAAGCAGCUGAUCGAACUGCAUAAGGCAGUGGAAUUAGCCAUGAAGGAUUUGAUUAUCCGGCUAUGGCCCGCCGAGCCAAUUCCAAACAGUUACUUCAGGCUCGUGAAGCGGCUUGUAAGCGCUUGCCCCGACUUGAUGUCAUCAAGCGGUCGGUCUGCAUAAAGGGUGCGUGAAUGGCCUUCGCCCGCGCAAAGGUGCACUGGGGGAAGAUGGAUGCUGAGAAGCUGAUGACCGAAGGGCCGCCAGAGGGGAAAGAGCACCGCAAGCCCGAAUUAUAUUAU
Aegilops tauschii subsp. strangulata is the source of this 2825-nucleotide messenger RNA. NCBI's taxonomy places the organism in Eukaryota, Viridiplantae, Streptophyta, Magnoliopsida, Poales, Poaceae. The record is from RefSeq and is a predicted model, not a curated record.